Molecule: messenger RNA, 3462 nt
Organism: Owenia fusiformis
Lineage: Eukaryota; Metazoa; Annelida; Polychaeta; Sabellida; Oweniidae
Source: the annotation of a GenBank genome assembly
GUAAUAUCCCAUUGCAAAAACCAGAACGCAUAUGAUCGUUGGGGUCGUUGAGAGAAAGACUGCAAGAUUAGAGAUAUAAUCUCAAAAAUUCCAAGAUCUUAGACAAAUAAAAUCUUAGACACUUUAGACAAAUAAUUUUUUUGAAAGUAAAAGGUCCGUUGGCCUAUAACAAAGAGUCAUAAAAAACUUCAAAAUUUUGAUAGGGGCUAACCAUGGAUGAUAAGACAGGAUAAUGUAAGCAGUCACCCUAGUUACAAUAUGCUACCAUCUGUUAGAUUCACAGACAUUGCACAAUCAAAGAUACAAUUGACAUUGACAGUGACAGCGAUAAUAAGCGCAGCGCCAAAUUAUGUUAUAGAAAAGGCUUUAUGCACCAUGGACGUACCAUAGUCAUAUAUUAGACUUGCAGUUUUUGAAAAUAUUUGAAAAUGGAUAAACUUUAUAUUGUGACAAUUUUAAUUUCAAUUUGUCAUGUGCAAUUGGCAUUUGAAGCAACUCGUGAAACCGGAAUUUUUCAAUCGACUGACAGUGAGAGUGCUGCUUUUGCCCAAAGAGAUGGCCCACAAGAUGUGUUGGAUAAAUACACGCAAUGUAGGGCCACGAGAGAUUUGGAUUUUGGUGCAAUCGAAGUGGUUACUUCUUGUCCUUCAAAUGACGGAGUUGCCAUGUAUGGAUCCAACAAUAUGUUGUGCAAUAAUCCAUCAACAAGUGGUGUACUCACUGCUAUUCCCGUCACUGGCCAAACUGGAAUCGUUUUCCGGAACUAUUAUUGCGCCCUAUGCCAUGGGGAGACUCUUGCGUCAUUCUGGGAGGUUGAUAUGAUGUGCAAAGGACUUCCACAUAUAACGGAGACACCACAUUUUAGCGUAAAACCAUCAGAACUGGAGGAAUAUUUGGAGGGUCGUUGUACCAUGCUUAGCAUGGACCCACCAUCUUGGACAUACAUUAAGCAAUGUAAGUCAUCGACCCCUACAACGAAAUCAAUUCAUAAAAGACAACUAAAUGGAAACCCAUUCUUUGAGAUUGGAAUAGCAGUCGCAUCGUUUUCGAUUCUGAUGAACUUUGGUAUAGAUGGAAAAGCUCAUAUAUUACUGGGAACGCAAGAAGACCACGAUGUUAGACAUUUGACGCAGUGUAACAGUGAGGAAAUAUACGAUCCAUUCAAAGAAACUUGUAGAACAGUUCUAUGCGCUCAUGAUUUUGUUCCUAUUGACGGCAAGUGCGUGCCAAAACUUCCUAUUGCAAUUGCACCAUCCGCCUCUGAAGCAGAAAAUGUUCGUGACCGCACCAGAAAGCAGCGUGUGUAUCUCGUGAUGAAUAUGCUUGUCCAGGUACAAUAUGAGAUGUAUGCCAUUCUCUUGCAUGGUGAUUAUACAGAACUAAUCGCACAGGGGUUGUCUGCACUUUUAGAUGUCGCGGUUGAUCGUAUAUCAAACAUCAUUGUUCACCCUGCCGAUUUUGACCGAACGGGACUUAAUGCCUCGCCUAACAAGCCAAUUGGCAACAAUACGAAUUCAGAAAAUAAAACUUUGGCGGAGCUCAGGAAAAUACCAAUUGCCUUUGUAGAAGUCAAAAUUACAUUCUCAUUAGGCGUCGAAAAUAAUCACAAAUCAAUUGAUGCUGUCAUUGAAAAAAUGAAUCGACUGAUUGAAGAUGGUCUGUUUGAGUUGGACCUUGGGGCGCUUAUCGUAAAGGUCACAGGAGUGGAAGAACAUCUUGGUGGGAUAGUGCCCAAGGAUGACACUUGGUGUGUAGAUGGAAUGAGAAGACUAUACCUGGACAAAGAAUUUGACAUUGGUAUGUCAGACGGAAACAGAACCAAUAUUUACAUACAUGAGACGGAUACACUUUAUGAACAUGGCGAUUUUGAUUUGACAUUAUGCGUAAAGGGUGAAUACUGGAAAGAAGAUAUCAGUGGAUUUGUGUUCGUCUGUGAAAAAGUCCCGAUGAUAGUUAAUGAUGCGUGCGCACGUAUUGAACUUGAUUCGGAUGACAACUAUGAAAUUUUACCCAAUCGUUCUAUCGUGUUAUCAGAUACGAUGUACGACUUGGACAGCUAUCAAUUUACUAUCAAUGGGAGUGUGGUUAUUUGCGUUCCACCUGAUUAUUAUAAAACGAAAACCAAUGUGGUCAACAGUUGCAUACACAGUGUCACAUUUGCGUACUUUGAUAUCAUUCAGCGCUAUCUAACUCUUAUUUUCAAAACAGUGUCCAUCGUUUCUAUUUUCAUAACUAUCGUUACAUACACUAUCUUUAAAAAACUGAGAAACCUCCCUGGGUGUAAUGUCUUAAAUCUUGCGGUUGCUUUGUUCUUUGCGGAGUUAUUCUUUCUGUUAUUCGGCGGGGCGUUUGUCAAAGAACACAUCAUUUGUUCUAUUGUUGCGAUUGUCAUCCAUUACAUGUUCCUCAGUGCUUUCUUCUGGAUGAACACCAUGGCAUAUGACAUGUAUUGUACAUUUGCUUCAAAACAGAUGACGGUCCAACUAAGAGAGAAGACACAAUAUUGGUGGCGCUAUAUGCUUUACUCUUGGGGGUCUCCUCUCCUGAUCUGCCUCGCAUGUGUCAUUAUUGAAUACACGAAAAUGUUUCCUUCUGUCAGAAUAGGAUAUGGUAGGCCUAUCAUUGACAUGGACACACAGACUAACAUUACAAAAGAGACAACCUCUGAUACAAUAGGUAUUAGAUACGGCUGUUGGAUCAGAGAGCCCCUUGCAACAUUAAUUGUAUUUGGUGGACCCAUCACAUUGAUUUGUGUUACCAAUACAAUCCUCUUUAUAUUCACUAUUUUUCGCUUACGUCAGAACUCAAAAUUCAACCGCUCCCUGAAGAGUAAAAAUAGACGUAAAUUCUCCGAGUCAUCUGUCACCAGUGUUUCGUCAAAUGACGUCAUGUUGUACCUCAGAAUGUCAUCAUUCAUGGGUUUUACUUGGAUAUUUGGCAUCGCAUCAUCUGUUGUGAGUGGUCUUGCGAGACCCACCGAACCGAUUUGCUACCUCCUCUAUACUAUGAACUUGCUGUUCAUUAUUUUCAAUUGUCUUCAGGGUGUCUUCCUCUUUGUUGCAUUUGUUUGUAAUCGUAAGGUUAUUAAGUUAUACAAGGACCUAUUCUCAAGGGUCUUCUGUAAACAACAAGAUCGCGAAGGUGGAUCUUUCUCGCAUAGGAAAUUGUCCAAGAGAGAUUCAAAUAUUUCGAUUGUGUCUCUAAGUACGUCUUCAUCUUCAGUUUUCAGUGACGACUCUUCAGUUACGAUCACGUCAUUCAAAAGGAUAUACGUAGACUAAUAUCCAAAAUAUUCCAUUUGUAUAUAACUUUUAACUGUAUAUAUUUUAUCAUGGACUGAUCUUAUCUCACUAUAUUGACAUGUACUAUUGUAUUAAUUAAAAUAAUGAUUGACGGAAAGCUGGUAGUUUGUCUUUUACAUGAUCAUAUCAAGAUACACAUGUUGAUAUAAAACCUGGAAAA